AUGGUUUCGACAAAUUCCGACAACUUUGGAAUUUUCCGGCGAGCUACAGUAUUUCCGGCACAGAACAUUGUUCUGUUUUCCUGCUGUAAUAGUGUGACUUAUUUCUCCCAAUCUUCAUCCGCUGAGUCUUGGGUUAUUGAUUCAGUCAUUCCAGCUCCACCACCUACAACUCCAGUUGUUGCUCCACCACCUAUAGCUCCAGUUCCACCACCUACAGCUCCAGUUGUAGCUCCAUCACCUAUAGCUCCUGUUCCUCCACAUAAUCCAGCUCAACCUUCUGCAGCUCCACCACUCUUGACUUAUCAUCCCUCUUUCUCCAGCUGUGAUAGUUCAGUAUUUGAUCCGUUGGGUAUCAAUUCAGGUAAAUCAUCCUGGGAUAAUUUGGUGAGCUUGUUCUUUGAGACAUUUGAAAGUUCCUCAAAUACUAGGAAAGACAAAACUUCAUCAGCUCGAGGGUUCGCAGCUGCAAUUGAAGAUACUAGCAUUGAUUUUGGGGACUUCUUCAAAGGUCCAUUACCAGGAAAGUUUCUAAAGCUAUUAGGCUUUUUAGCUUUGUCUCGACUCGGAAUCUAUGUACCGCUUGGUGGAGUAAAUCGGGAGGCCUUUGUUGGAAAUUUAGAUGAGAAUAGUAUAUUAAGUACUUUGGAUUCCUUUUCUGGUGGAGGCAUAGGUCGCCUUGGAAUAUGUUCGCUAGGUAUUGUUCCCUUCAUCAAUGCACAAAUUGUGUUUCAACUUCUUGCUCAAAUCUACCCCAAGUUGCAAGACCUUCAGAAAAAAGAAGGUGAAGCUGGAAGAAAGAAAGUUCUUCAGUAUACUCGCUAUGCUUCUGUUGGAUUUGCUGUAGUACAGGCAAUUGGCCAAGUAUUAUUCCUUCGACCUUAUGUCAAUGACUUCAGUACCCAGUGGGCAAUUUCUUCUAUUGUUCUCUUGACCCUCGGCUCUGUACUUACGACGUAUAUUGGGGAGCGAAUCACUGAUUUAAAACUUGGAAAUGGUACAUCCCUUUUGAUCUUUACAAAUAUCAUCUCCUACUUGCCAGCAUCCUUUGGUAGGACAGUCGCACAAGCAUAUCAAGAUGGUAACUAUGUUGGGCUUGUCGGCAUCCUAGUCUCGUUCUUCCUCCUAGUCCUUAGCAUUGUAUAUGUACAGGAAGCAGAGAGGAAAAUUCCGCUAAAUUAUGCAUCAAGAUAUUCUGGCAGAACAGGUGGAGGACUUCAAAAAUCUGCAUACUUACCGUUUAAAGUGAACAGUACAGGAGUAAUGCCGAUUAUUUUCUCUACAUCAUCACUAGCCCUUCCUGGCACCCUGGCACGUUUCACUGGUGUAGGUUUCCUGAGGAAUGCUGCAGCAGGUUUAAACCCUGGAGGUUCUUACUAUCUCCCGGCAAAUGUUUUGUUGAUUGCCUUCUUCAAUUACUAUUAUACAUUCCUGCAAUUGGACCCUGAUGAUGUCAGCGAACAAUUGAAGCGACAAGGUGCCUCAAUCCCACUUGUUCGACCGGGUAAAAGCACAGCAGCAUUCAUCAAGACGGUACUCAGCCGGAUAUCAGUUCUUGGUUCUGCAUUCUUGGCAGUUCUUGCUGCUGGCCCUGCUGUAAUUGAACAGGCAACACACCUCACUGCUUUCCGGGGCUUUGCAGGGACGUCAGUGCUUAUUCUCGUGGGUUGUGCUACAGACACUGCAAGGAAAGUGCAAGCGGAGAUUAUAUCCCAAAAGUACAAGAACAUAGAGUUUUACGACAUUGAUAAUAAAUAUUGAGUCGAGACAUCUGGUUAAAGCUGGAGAAAUGAGCCUGUAAUACAUAAAGAAAACAUAAAAGCCGGAAUACAAACUAGUUCAUUGAGUUUGAUCUGGACGCGAGAGCCUCUACUUUUGAUUCCCCUGCCCCCUACUUGUCUUAAUCAAUGUAUUCUAGUAGUCUCUGUAUUAACAACUUAGAUGUACAUGUUUCUUAGAUCUGUAAAAUGCAGACACAAAACUGCCAUCUUUUUUGUGUUUUAUUUUUUGUAUUUAGUCUCUACCCUGCAUUUCUGAAGGGGAACGUUGGCGUAGCUGGUAAAGUUGCUUCCAUGUGAUCGGGAAGUGACGGGUUCAAGCCGUGGAAACAACCUUUUGCAGAAAUACAGGGUAAGGCUGCGUACAAUAGACCCUUGUCGUCCGGUCAUUCCCGGACCUCGCGUAUAGCGGGAGCUUAGUGCAUCGGGUUGUCCUUUCUUUUAAUUUCCCUUUUCAAAUUA
Nicotiana tabacum (common tobacco) is the source of this 2237-nucleotide messenger RNA. Lineage: Eukaryota; Viridiplantae; Streptophyta; Magnoliopsida; Solanales; Solanaceae. The record is from RefSeq and is a predicted model, not a curated record.